CCAGUGUAUCUCGGAUCUGCUUGCUUUACAGCUCGCGCCAUUAUGAGGACUCUGGUUACUCUGGCAGUGAUGGGGUUGUGUUCAGCUCUUCCCUAUCAGGCCUCGUACAGCGCCUUCCCCAGCUACUUCUCCUACAGCGGCGCUUACCAACCUACAUACCUAGGUCCUCUGGCCCCCUCCUUCCCAGCAGGAGUUCAUAACGGCCAACUCUUUCCAGUUUCGGACACCUACGAAGCAUCGGCAGCUCGCCAGGCCACCCUCGACGCCUACCAGAGGCAGGUCGCGGCUGUGGGCGCCUUCGGAAGGCUCGCUUCUGUCUACAAUAACCUUCCUCAUAGUUUGGUUCACGCCCCUGGUCAAGCCUACUCAACGGCUCCCUACGGCCAGGCUAUUCCGUCGUCUCCUGUAGUGGUUCGUGAUGGCUUCGUGCAGGAUGCUCCCGAAGUGGCAGCUGCGAAAGCCCAGCUGUUCGCCCUCUACAAUCAACGAGCUGCCGCAGCUCCUGGCAUCUAUCCUUAUUAAAGGAGGCUGCCUUCAUGGUCUUCGCCACGGUCUUCGCUGCCGAAGGGGGUGAUUCACAGGGGACGUUAAAGUUAAUCUACGAUAUUAUUUUCGAAGAGGAAUCUUGCGUCAUUAGACGCUAUGGUCUUCUAAACCGGAGUCUUGUGCCUGAGUUGCAGAUACACACACACCUAAGUUUUAAGUAAUACCAGAACUCGGUUAGAGUAACCUAGAAUUAGUAGUUGCAGUUUUUCCAUGAAGUAAUCUCUCUCUCUCUCUCUCUCUCUCUCUCUCUCUCUCUCUCUCUCCCUGUGUGUGUGUGUGUGUGUGUGCGCGCGCGCAUUCUGAUUUCCUAUAGCUGUCGAAUUUCUGAAAUUGUAAUUUUUUUUUAUUUCUAUUCAAUAUAUCUUUUCCACUUUAAUCGUUAAUGUUUCAGUACUGUGCAUUCAAAGCGUUCCGUGAAAAUAAUAAAUAUAUCUGAACAUUAUUUCAAAAUUUAUUUAUGGUCACAAGGCUUCAAAAGGUAAUUGGUAAACUGCGUAUUCCAUUAUUUGCAUUUUUCAAAUUACAGCGAAUAUUAUAUGUUAUAGCUCUCCACGUCUUAAACGUAGGGCCUAAUUUCAGAUUCAAGUCCAUAAUUAUUGCUUUUUCUAUAAAGUAAUGACGUAACUGGCGUACCUGAAGGUGAGGUAAUGUACCACGACUGAGAGGGAGUUUGAUGAUUGGAAUCCACUACUAUAUAAAUGCAACAUUAAUAGGCAGAGGAAUUUCAGCUUUUUAGUUAGACUUGCAUUUAUAAAAUCCCAAGACUAUCGAUAUUUCUUUUUUCUAGGAAUAAUGCUAAGAUUAAUAAGCUGGUAAAUUUGGAUAUAUACUUUGUUUUUUCUCUCAGCGCAGUGCUCCGUCACGCGAGGGAACUGGGGGCUUCGAAGGUUCAGAAAGUACCAUGCUAGUACCAUUAGAUGGAAGUAUUAUAUCUUUUCCUCAGUUCGGUAAAAAAAUAAAAACUCUUUUGAAAACUUUAUAAUCCUACUUUGGGAAGUUAGCAACUUAAUUUUGGUUAGGAGAAAUAACAGUUUCCGCUCUUCAAAAGGUCUUUAUUUGUGCCUCGUUCGAACACGGUUCAAACAGAGCCGAUACUGAAUAGGCCUUGAAAAUAAUCACAAUAAGAUGUAUUCUAUUUUAUUUUAUUUUUAUUUUUACGCCGAAGGCAUUUGUACUCAUAACGUUAUUAAACUGAUUGUAAUCA
Molecule: messenger RNA, 1750 nt
Organism: Macrobrachium nipponense
Lineage: Eukaryota; Metazoa; Arthropoda; Malacostraca; Decapoda; Palaemonidae
Exons: 2
Coding region: 43-522 (159 amino acids)
Source: RefSeq, a predicted model, not a curated record